AUGACAACUGAAACAGGACUUACAGCAGAUGAAAUUGCGUUGUACGAUAGACAGAUCAGAUUAUGGGGUAUGGCAACUCAGUUGAGACUUCGAUCAACGAAAAUCUUGGUCAUAAACCUUGGUGCUGCAGGCACUGAAUGUGUCAAGAAUUUGGUAUUGGGUGGGCUAAACUCAAUAGAGAUAUUAGACGAUUCCGUAGUCAAGGAAGAGGAUUUUACAGCCCAAUUCUUUUUACCAAAUGAUGACUCUACAGUGGGAAAAUUGAAAUUGCCAUUGGUCGUUGACAAAAUCAAAGAAUUGAACACCAAGGUCGAUUUGAGUAUCAACACUUCUUCAUUGGAUGAUGCUCUUGCUGAUCCAGAUUAUUUCAAAAAAUUUGAUUUCAUAGUUGCCACAGAAAUUACCAAGGAUCAAAUCAUUCAACUCAAUGAAAUUACAAGAAAUUUCAACAUUCCACUCCAUGUUAGUGGCAUGCACGGAUUUUUUGGCUACAUACUAGUUGACCUUAUCGAGCAUACAUCUUACAAUGAAUACAAUCAAAGUUCAGUUCCUAGAAAAGUUAAUGUUGAUUUAUCAAGAAAUAAAAAGAUGACUGCUAGUAAGCCUGAUCCACAGAAAAAGGUUGACGUAGUUACCAUCAAGGAUGUGUUUUCCCCACUCAAAUCAAUAUUUCGUUCACAGGAGAUACCCAAAUACUCAAGCCGGAGAGAAUUACAGAAAUGCACCGUAUUGCCAAUCAUUUUUGCUUUGUUCGAUAUUCCUCGUCCUCUGAAUCCUAGCGAUGUUGUAGAUGUACACCAAUUACGAAAGAGAGUAGAAGAAACUUAUAAAACAUUAAAUCUACCCAUGACAUCAUUUUCAGAAGAAUAUAUUCACAAGUUGAGUCAACAAGCAUACACUGAGUUUUCGCCAACAGCCGCUAUAUUGGGGGGGACAUUGGCUCAAGAGGUUAUUCGCUUCUUGAGCAAGAAUUAUUCGCCCAUGAAUAAUGUUGUUAUAUUGGAUGCUAUGAAAGCGGUAAUGCCAAUUUAUAGUAUGUAA
This is a messenger RNA of Lodderomyces orthopsilosis Co 90-125, 1041 nucleotides long. RefSeq names its product E1 ubiquitin-activating protein. Gene Ontology annotation, cellular component: cytoplasm; SUMO activating enzyme complex. Gene Ontology annotation, biological process: protein sumoylation. The record is from RefSeq and is a predicted model, not a curated record. NCBI's taxonomy places the organism in Eukaryota, Fungi, Ascomycota, Pichiomycetes, Serinales, Debaryomycetaceae. Gene Ontology annotation, molecular function: SUMO activating enzyme activity. The transcript is spliced from 2 exons. The coding region runs from base 1 to 1041 and encodes 346 amino acids.